Messenger RNA from Toxotes jaculatrix (banded archerfish), 4744 nucleotides. RefSeq lists its product as uncharacterized. Gene Ontology annotation, cellular component: nucleus. The record is from RefSeq and is a predicted model, not a curated record. The coding region runs from base 51 to 3803 and encodes 1250 amino acids. Gene Ontology annotation, molecular function: DNA-binding transcription factor activity, RNA polymerase II-specific; RNA polymerase II transcription regulatory region sequence-specific DNA binding. Gene Ontology annotation, biological process: regulation of transcription by RNA polymerase II. The transcript is spliced from 6 exons. Lineage: Eukaryota; Metazoa; Chordata; Actinopteri; Toxotidae.
UCCCGGAAGUGCCCUCGCAUUGUUUACAUCCUGGUCUUUGUUCCAUCAAAAUGUCCAAAAAACGGUCCAAAGCCUCCGAGACCCGGAGCCUGAGAGCCGUGAUCGACCAGCAGCUCACGGCGGUCGCGGACCACAUCGUGUGGCUGCUGAAGGAGCGCGGACAGGCGGACCUGGAGGAGCUGAAGGAGCUGGUGACGGAGCGGGUCACCGCGGCCGUGGAGGAGAUCUUCACCGCGUUCAGAGCCACCAGGGCGGCCGACAGAGACCCGGAGGGGCACGGGCAGAGUCCGAGACCAGGACCAGAAAGGACAGAGUUGUGUCUGUCGGUCGGUGUCAGGAGUCUCUCUGAUGAAAAACAUCUGAAGCCGGACGUCUCUGUGGACGACCGACCGAAGGAGCCUCUCCCCGGCUCUUCCUCCAGACCAGAGACCGUCGCUGAACCAGAACACCAGCUGGCCUCUGCUGAGGAUCCGACGGAGGAGGAGGAGGAGGAGGAUGAUGAUGAUGAGGAGGCGACAUCUCACUGCUGCAGGGUGUGCGGGAAAUCCUUUGACAGGAAAGGCUUUUUGAUGAAACAUGUGGAGAAACACUUGAAGGAAGCCGAGUGUUUGUGCGGUCUGUGCGGUGAGCGUUUGGAGUCCAGUGACCGUCUGAAGCUUCACCUUCAAACUCACCGCGACCUCAGCAGGACCUGCGAUGUCUGCGGCAAGAAGUUCCCCUCGAUCCGAGCGCAGGAGACGCACCUGAGGCUGCACACCGGAGAGAAACCCUUCAGCUGCCACAUCUGCAGAAAAGGCUUCAACCAGAAGGGCAACAUGGUGACGCACAUGAGGAUCCACACGGCGGAGAAGCCUUUCAGGUGCACUGUCUGCUGCAAAGAGUUCAGCCACACCGGCUCUCUGGAGCGACACAUGAAGGCGCACGACGGACAGACGCCAUUCAGCUGCAAAGUCUGCAGGAAAGGAUUCGCAAAGAGCGCCGAGCUGAGGCGACACGUACGGAGCCACGAGCCAGACGACCAGCCUGCCGCCAGGAACCGACGCAGGAAACCGAGUCUGACUCCUUCCCACUGCUGCACGGUCUGCGGGAACGCCUUUCACAAUAAAGGUAACUUUGUGCGGCACGCAGAGACUCAUUUGAAUGAUCCUGAAUGUCGCUGUGGCGUCUGUGGAGAGCAGUCAGACUCCUCAGAGAGUCUGCAGAUCCACAUCCAGAGCCACAGAGAAAGCAGCAGGAUCUGCGACAUCUGUGGCAUCAGCUUCAGGGACAUGGAGAUCCACAUGAGAACGCACACCGGCCAGAAACCCUUCAGGUGCAAAGACUGUGGUAAGGACUUCCCCAGGAAAGGUUCUCUGGAGCGACACUUGAAGCUGCAUGCCGGCGAGAGGCCGUACAUCUGCGAGUUCUGUGGGAAGACUUUCAUCGAAAACACCGUCCUGAAGAGACACAUCAAGAGCCACACGGGCGGGAAGCCGAGGAUUUACUCCUGCGACGUCUGCGGCAAGAAGUUCACCAUGAGCCAGCAUCUGGACGUUCACAAGAGGAUCCACACGGGGGAGAAACCAUACACCUGCAGGGUGUGCGGGAAGAACUUCCGACAGAUCGGCAACCUGGACUCACACAUGAGGAUCCACACGGGCGAGAAGCCGUUCAUCUGCAGCCUCUGUGGGAAGAGGUUUCGCCAGAAGAUCUCGCUGGAGACGCACGAGAGGUUCCACAAGAAGGAGAAACCGUUCGGCUGCCAGCUAUGCAGCAAAGGCUUCGUUCAGAAGAUUGACCUGAAGAGACACAUGCUGACACACACUGGGGAGAAACCCUACAGCUGCCGGGUCUGCGGGAAGCGGUACCAGGAAAAACGCUCGGUGGACUCCCACAUGAAGGUCCACACCGGAGAACGAGCAGCCAAAGAUUCAGCUGUGACGCCGAACCUGAAGCGACAGGAAGUAGUCCACACUGACUUCAUCCAGCUGCACUUGUCUUCAUAUGAAAUGGUGAAAACUGACGUCUUCACGUCUCAUUCUGUCCAAAACCUAAAGAGGUUGAGUUCAGUGAGACCCGGAGCCGUGACACUGUCAGUUUCCUCACAAACUGACGGAUGGACAGGAAGUUCAGAGGCCAGUGAGGAUGACAUCACACACACAUCCAGCAGAGGUCGCUGUGCGCGCUCUUCGCUUCGCUCUCCUCUCGGCGAACUGUCGUCGACGCGGAAGUCGGUGCGUGUGUUUACCUCCCCGCUGGCUGCCUUUGUUCGCUGGAAGGCUCAAAGUGCGCAGAGCAGGAGGAAGAUGUGCGCCGUGCGGCUGCUGCGGGUGUCGGUACACGAGCGGAUCAGCGCCGCCGCCGAAGACUUUCUGCUGCAGGUGGAGAAAGGAGGAGAAACGGCUGAAAUCCCGGCGCUGAGAGCGCUGCUCACCGAGCGGCUAACGGCGGCGGCGGAGGAGAUCAUCGGUCUGUUGGAGGAAACCGUGGCGGAGUACGAAGGCAGAGUGGAGCGGUCAGAGCGGGAGAUCUGCCGCCAGAGGAGGCUGCUCGAUGCCGUGCUGAAGCCCGAAGUCCGGCUGCACAGAGCAGUGUGUCCUGCAGAUGUCCAGCAGCUGUUGGUGAGGACAGAGGAGUGUCCCUCCGAGCAGAGGAGCCCCAGCCCGGACCAGGAGGACCCAGAGCCCCCCCACAUCAAAGAGGAAGAGGAGGAGCUGUGGAGCAGUCAGGAGGGAGAGCAGCUUCAGGACCUGGAGGAGGCUGAAAUCAGCAGGUCCACAUUCAGUCCUGUCCCUGUGAAGACUGAGGACGAUGAAGACAAGCCUCAGUCCUCACAGCUCCAUCAGAGCCACACUGAGGAGACCUGUGGAGGACCAGGACCUGGACCAGCCAGGACCUCAGAGCCAGACAGACAUUUGCAGCCGGUCAGUGAUGAUAAUUCUCUGGACUCUACUGAAACUGAGGACAGUGAUUGUGAUUGGACACAGUCCAACGACGCUGCGUCAGGUACAGAGGCUGUUAGAAACCGCGAAGCCGCUGAGACAGACGUGGGAUCUUCGGUGAAGGAGCGACCCUUUCCCUGCUCCUACUGUGGGAAAAGAUUCAGCCUGAAGGGAAAUUUAAACCGACACAUCAGAGACCACACAGGUGAGAGGCCGUUUCCCUGCACAGGCUGUGAGAAAUCGUUUAAAGACAGCGGGUCGUUAACGGCACACAUGAGGUGUCACACGGGAGAGCAGCCGUACAGCUGCUUGUUCUGUGGGAAGAACUUCAGCGGGCGGGGAAACAUGACCAGACACAUGAGGAUCCACACAGGAGAGAAACCGUUCACCUGCUCUGUGUGUAACAAAAGCUUUCACGUCAAAGAACACCUGAACAGACACAUGAAGUACCACACGGGGGAAAAACCCUUCAGCUGCUCUGUCUGUGGGAAAGGAUGUGCUCAGAAAACAGACCUGAAGAAACACAUGAGGGUCCACACGGGGGAGAAACCCUUCAGCUGCCCCUUCUGCGGAAAGUGCUGUGCUGAGAAAGGAGACUUGACCAAACACAUGCGAGUCCACACGGGGGAGAAACCGUUCAGCUGCAACAUCUGCGGUAAGAGCUGUGCCCAGAAGGGGAGCCUGAAGAUCCACAUGAGGAUCCACACGGGAGAGAAACCCUUCAGCUGCUCCGUGUGCAGCAAACGCUUCACGGUGACGGGACAUCUGAAGAGACACAUGAAGCUGCACGCAGCAGACGGUCAGGUGACCCAGUCUGCACACGCGUGUUCAGGAAAGCUACAAAGUGAAGUCGACACCAUGGAACCGCUGAACGCGUCGUGACGUUCCGUCACUCAGGAGCGAACACGAAGCCUCUGAGUCUGGGACGUGGAGCAGGACGCAGCCACGCAAGCCGCUGUCCAUCAAGCUUCUCAGACUCGUGUCAUCGAAGGAUGCUGAUUAUUCACUGCACUCAGUGAUCGAACUGAUCAAUAAUACAUUGAUUGAUAAUGUAGAAUAUAAAAUGUGGUGUAACAUCCACAGAACGUACUGUGGGUUUGUACCAGUGUCUCUGUCCCCCAGAGCUCGAUCACAGCAGCAGCUCGGCCUUCGUCAUGGACGACCUGGACUGGACCUGCUGCAGGUCUGAGAGGCUUCACACACACGGUCUGUGGUCUGCAGGACGUGGACGGGUCGGACAGACAGCUGCAGGACCUGAGGAAGAGCUCUGAACCGAGCGGAGGACAGACAGAAACCUGUUUGCUUUGUUGUGACUGAAACACACGUAAUGUGCUUUUUACUAACUGUUGUACAGAGAAUAAUUUCAGCAGCUGCUGAUCGUGUGCUGUGAGUCUCCUCAGGUUGUUUCACGGCAGGUUUUUAUUCUCACAAACAGUUUAAACAAAUCAACACUAACAACAUUUAAUCACAUACAAAUAAAACAUCAGUGUGAUUCUGUGCAAACUUUUAUUUUAGAGGUAAAACUUCAGAACGUGUGUGAGACUCUUUGCCCUGUGUUCAGUCUGACAGGCAGAGCUGCCUUAUGACCAGCUCCGUAAUCAGGGUAGAGCUGGGUGUUGAUGCACAUGAUGCUAAACACUUGUUAGUGGUAAAAACACGUGAUCUUAAACUGUAGAACGUCAAAGAACGAGUUCCCGCCACAGCAGCUGCUGUGCCAGAUGUGGCUCCAUGUAAACACCUGGGUCACGUGUUGUUGCUGUCAUCACGUCAGUAAAAUCUCGCGCGCUCUUGUAAUAGAAGCGUCUGUAGUUUCCGCCUUUCUC